Messenger RNA from Racocetra persica, 167 nucleotides. NCBI's taxonomy places the organism in Eukaryota, Fungi, Glomeromycota, Glomeromycetes, Diversisporales, Gigasporaceae. The record is from the annotation of a GenBank genome assembly.
AUCAAAGCGAAAGUAACCAAAGCAAUCAAAAUCAUCAUGAAUAUAUUCAAAACAACCAUGAAGGAAAUUAUAAUUAUAAAAAUGACCAAAGUUACCAAUACGAUUAUGAAAGUGAUCAAAGUAACCAAAAAUUAACAUUAUCUAAUAAGAAUAAAAAAUUAAAGACU